Molecule: messenger RNA, 1137 nt
Organism: Colletotrichum spaethianum
Lineage: Eukaryota; Fungi; Ascomycota; Sordariomycetes; Glomerellales; Glomerellaceae
Exons: 1
Coding region: 1-1137 (378 amino acids)
Source: RefSeq, a predicted model, not a curated record
AUGUCGUGGGAUUCCAAGUCAGCAUUGCGCCGGCGCCAAAGCAGCAACGCCGCCGCACCCAAAAACCUCCCUAUCCAUACCCGCCAACAGUCCAAGUCAACCAUUCAGCCCAAGUCGAGCCACGUAGCGGACGACUUCCUUCAGGACUUCUUGGACCCCUCGUUCGACCCUGCCGCAUAUCUGAACGCUACGCUCCCGCCUCUCCAACAUGGGAGCAGUCAUUCAUCACGGAGCGGGGGCCCAACCGUCCCGCUGGCCGAACUGUCUAACGAGGCGCAGACGCUGCUAUCUCAACUUAACAUUCACACGACAAGGCUUUCGGGCACGCUCACUCAGCUAACGGACGACAUUUUACGGAGCGGCAGUCGACUUGCUUACGAGGUCGAGCUUCUGCGAGGCGAGACGUUGAGUCUAGCCGAGACGAUGAAUGAGACGCUGCAGGAGGACAUCAAGAAGUUUGUGCCAAGCGGUCUGGCAGAGAGUACUGCAGACAAGACAACACCCAAGGUGGCCAGUGGAGAAGAAAGCAGGGAAUUUGUCGGCGCUACCAAGGCAGGUGAGGGCACAGCUGGGGAGGGAGAGGCGGUUACUGAGCCGCCGUACAUCCACCAGUUGCGGACGUUGACGGUGGUGCGCUCUCGCCUCGACACCGUCAUCAAGACCUUUGGCGACGCCAUGGAGUUCGUCUUCCCGCCGUCAGAGUUAUCGGUCAGUUCGUCCUUUCUGUCUGUCUCGGCGCCGGAGCCUGGGGCGGAGCAGCACAGCACGGAGGAGAAGGGGCAACAGGUCCUUCAGAAGCUGCGGGAUGAGAUCUCACAGCUGCUGACCAAGUCGGAGGACCCGGUCAAGGGGAUCGAGAAGGCGGCACAGCGCAUCGAAGAGCUCAAGGAGCUGAAUCAGGUGUGGAAAGGAACGGCGGAGGAAAAGGGCCGGACAAAGUUUAUCGAGAGCCUGGCCAAGAUGGUCGAGGACCGGCACAGGGACCUCAUGAGGGAGGUUGACCAGGCGAGCAAGAGGGAUGGGGGCGAUGGAAGGACGAGGAAGGGGAGCAUUCACGCCGACGCAACGGAGAACAAGACCUAUCUUGGAGGUUAUGGUUUGAUGAGCCAGCUGCAGAAGCUCAGAAAUGGGUUAUAG